AUGGGUGGAGAGAACCAGACCCUAGUAGCAGAGUUCAUCUUCACUGGGUACCCAGUUCUCCCAGUAACAAGGAUGUCAUUAUUGAGCUUCUUCCUAAUGGUCUACCUCAUAACAUUGAUUGGAAAUGGCCUCAUCAUCCUUAUAACCACGUGCGAUCCACAUCUUCACACCCCCAUGUACUUCUUCCUCGGCAAUUUGUCCUUCCUGGACAUCUGUUAUACCUCAAGUACUAUCCCUCAAGUGCUGAUAAAUUUCUUGGUGAAAAGACCCACCAUUUCCUUAGUCAGGUGCUUCUGCCAGAUGUUAAGCACGCUCUUCUUAGGAUCCACCGAGUGUCUCCUUUUGGCAGUCAUGGCUUAUGAUCGCUUCGUUGCCAUCUCCAAUCCACUGCAUUAUGCACUCAUCAUGAGCAAGUCACGUUGCAUCCACUUGGCCCUGAUGUCCUGGACAGUUGCCUUCCUGCUGACAGUCCUCCCCUUUUUCUUCAUGCCAUCCCGGUUCUGUGGGCAAAAUGAAAUAGACCAUUUCACAUGUGAAGUCCUUGCUGUAAUGAAGCUGGUUUGCUCCGACACCUCCAAGAAUCAAGUCUUCAUGUUUGCCAGUGCAUCAUUUACCCUCCUUGCCCCUUUCUUCUUCAUCGUUUUCUCUUACAUGCGCAUCAUCAUAACCAUCUUGCAGAUCCGCUCAGUGGAUGGCAGGUCCAAGGCUUUCUCCACCUGCGGUUCCCACCUGACGGUGGUGACUCUCUUCUAUGGCACAGCCAUAUUCAUGUACCUCAGACCCCAGUCCAAGUCAUCCCAAGUGCAGGACAAAUUCAUUUCUGUGUUCUAUGGGGUCUUGACUCCCAUGUUAAACCCUCUAAUCUACACACUACGAAACCAGGAGGUGAAAGGGGCUCUGAGGAGAAUGGCUGAGAAGAAAGGGAAGUUAUAGACUGAUUUGAGGUUUU
Molecule: messenger RNA, 949 nt
Organism: Alligator mississippiensis (American alligator)
Lineage: Eukaryota; Metazoa; Chordata; Crocodylia; Alligatoridae
Product: olfactory receptor 13H1
Exons: 1
Coding region: 1-933 (310 amino acids)
Biological process (GO): G protein-coupled receptor signaling pathway
Cellular component (GO): membrane
Molecular function (GO): G protein-coupled receptor activity; olfactory receptor activity
Source: RefSeq, a predicted model, not a curated record